UUAUCCGAAGCAGAUGUUUUGGGUGUACAAUUGCGAGCCAAGCUUGUUGUUUUAAGCUGCUGUUACAGUGGACGCGGAGAGAUCAAAGCCGAAGGCGUGGUUGGAAUUGCACGUGCCUUUUUAGGAGCCGGGGCACGUUCUGUUAUCGCGUCACUGUGGGCGCUGAGCGACGAAGCCACUCUGGAGUUUAUGAAACACUUUUAUGAACAUUUGGUAGAAGGGAAAAGUGCAAGUAAGUCGCUUCAUCAGGCCAUGAAAUGGAUGCGAGAGUCUGACAAGUUCAAUGCGGUGCAGUACUGGGCGCCAUUCGUGCUGAUUGGCGAUGACGUGACAUUGAAUUUU
Porites evermanni is the source of this 342-nucleotide messenger RNA. The record is from the annotation of a GenBank genome assembly. Lineage: Eukaryota; Metazoa; Cnidaria; Anthozoa; Scleractinia; Poritidae.